AUGGACCUGACUCAAAAGAUUCUCGUAUUCUCGAAAUACGAAUACGAAGAAUGUCUGAAAGGUCCUGACGCAAAGAAGCUUAUGCCGAUAGACGAAGUUCCAGGGAAUGUUGAAGUCGGCUCCAUUGUCGCUAGAACCAUAAUCUUGGAGCAGGUUGGUGCUGAACCAAAGGGUUUGUCGAUAUGCUUCGAAGAGUAG
This is a messenger RNA of Fusarium verticillioides 7600, 198 nucleotides long. RefSeq lists its product as hypothetical. Lineage: Eukaryota; Fungi; Ascomycota; Sordariomycetes; Hypocreales; Nectriaceae. The transcript has a single exon. The record is from RefSeq and is a predicted model, not a curated record. The coding region runs from base 1 to 198 and encodes 65 amino acids.